UCUCACUAGAAAAAAAAAAUUAUAUAUUAUAUACAUAAAACAUUCGACCACUCUCCAGUAAGUGUCACAUUGAUUUCUUCAUCAUUAGCAAAAUGGCCUCCUUUUGGUUCCCCAUCAGCAUCAUGUAUUUCAUUGCCUCAUCACCAUUGCCAUCUUCUGCUUCAUAUUCUUCCGAUUCUCGUCUGAGUUCCAAUACCACGACCAUCUCGGCCUCAUCGGUUUCCAUGUCGGAUCCCCCGUUGUCCCCUUUCCAACCAUUAUCACCUGAUAUUGCUCCCUUAUUGCCAUCUCCUGGUGGACUGGUGCCAACAACUGGCACAUCCAUGCCCACCAUCCCUUCCACUCCUAGUCCACCGAACCCCGAUGACUUCAUUGUUCCUGGCCCCGACUCCGCUUUCCCGCCCUUCGGAGCCUUGCCGGCUUCCUCCUCGUCUCCGAGACUUUCUUCCCGGUCUUUACACUUAGCAGCAACUUUUCCGGUUCUGGUAGUUGUACCCUAUUGCUUAAUGCUGCUUGUUAUGGUACUGUAAAUUUAAUUCGUUGGUUAUCAAACUUUACUCUUUGAUUUUGCUCAUUUUCUUCAUUUUUUUCUUCUUCUGGCUCCACUACAUGAUUAUAAUGUAUCUAGCUACCUAUUGUAAUAAAAUCCGAGCGUUAGAGAUUUA
Messenger RNA from Hibiscus syriacus, 665 nucleotides. Its product is annotated as leucine-rich repeat extensin-like protein 5. Bases 93 to 530 code for a protein of 145 amino acids. Lineage: Eukaryota; Viridiplantae; Streptophyta; Magnoliopsida; Malvales; Malvaceae. The record is from RefSeq and is a predicted model, not a curated record. The transcript has a single exon.